Molecule: messenger RNA, 1815 nt
Organism: Prorocentrum cordatum
Lineage: Eukaryota; Dinophyceae; Prorocentrales; Prorocentraceae
Source: the annotation of a GenBank genome assembly
AUGCAGGGUAAGGACCUGAGCCUCGUCUCCCCGCUGAUGCUCGGCAUCUUCAUCUCCCGCGGCGUCUCGAAGGCCAUCAACAAGCUCAGCUACGACGAGGCCCUGAUGCUGAAGAAGGGCGUGCCGUUCCUGGAGGCGGACCUGCCCCACGAGAUGGACCGCCACGAGGUCGUCGCCGGCGACAUCUGCGACAGCCUGCCCUCCGUGGCGCUGCUGCCGCCCGAGGCGCCGGUUCGCAAGGUGCAGCUGGCGCUGCAGCGCUGGGAGGUCGCCAACUUCCCGGUCGUCAGCUCCGGGGUGUGCAUAGGACUCGUGUCGCGAGCGCGGCUGGAGGCGGCGAUGAGGGCGCGGGGGGCGCUGCUGACCAAGGAGAGCGCGCCGGACAGGGUCCUCGAGCCCGACGACAUCGCCGUCGCGCUGGGCGACCGGUGCGAGACCGAGGAGGAGGACGACCUCGACACGCUGAUAGAAGGCAUCGGCGGCAGCAGGAGCCUGCACGGCCCGAGCGCCGGCAAGGACAAGGGCCUGCAGGGCCUGACCGAGGCCGCCGAGGCAGGUGCUUGCGCGGUCCACGGCGAUGCAGGUGAUCCUUCGGACAAGGUCGUGCCCAUGACGCCCGACGGCCCCGUUGCCUUCGGGGGCCACUUCUACGACGAGUUCGCCGACCUCCGCCUCCAGGGCGCGGUGUCCUCCCUGAGUUCCGCGCGGGCCUCGGCCGAGCACGGCGCCGCGUCCGGCGCCAACGGGUCGGCCCGCGGGGACUGCUCGUACUGCCGCACGGUGACGGACUGCUACCGGUACCCGUCCACGUGCAGAGGCUGCCAGAUCUGCUCGCAGGUCGGCGGCGACGUCCGGCUCGCGUGCCCCUCGUACUGCUCCACGCCGCGCGACUGCGUGACCCUGAGGAGCACGUGCACGCCCGAGCGCUGCUCGCACUGCGGCGGCUCCGGGGGCAGCGGCGGAGGCGGCGGAGGAGGAACCCGCCCUGGUGGUGACGCUGAGGCGGUCGACAGGCUCAUGGCCGAGCUUGACGAACUCGUCGGCCUCGACAAGGUAAAAGACCAGAUGAAGGAGCUCGUGGCCCAGGUGAAAUUCAACAUGGAGCGCGAACGCCUCGGGCUGCCGGACAUCGGCGGGCAGUCCCUCCACAUGUCUUUCUUGGGGAACCCCGGCACGGGGAAGACCGUCGUGGCGCGCAUCGUCGGGGAGCUCAUGGUGGCCAUGGGGGCCAUCAAGCCGGCCGGGGGCAGGAAGGAGAAGGACGACAUCGUGGUGGAGGUGAGCCGCGCCGACCUCGUGGCCGAGUACACGGGGCAGACAGCGCCGAAGGUGAAGCAGGCCGUGCAGAAGGCCCUGGGAGGAGUGCUCUUCAUCGACGAGGCGUACGCGCUGGUGCAGGGGGAUCGCGACUCCUUCGGGAACGAGGCCGUGGACACGCUGAUCAAGGAAAUGGAGGACAACCGCGACAAGCUGAUCGUGAUCCUCGCAGGGUACCAGACGGAGAUGGCGACGUUCCUGGCCGCGAACCCGGGCUUCAAGUCCCGCGUGGCGUUCCACUUCGCGUUCCCCGACUACACCUGCGACGAGCUGGUGCAGAUCGGAGAGCUGCUGCUCUCGAAGAAGAACGUGGGCAUCGUCCCCGAGCCGCCCACGGACGGCCAGGCGUCCGCCUGCUACCCGCCCGCGGGCGUGCCCGUGCCCGCCUCCUGCGGCUGGCUGCGGUCGGGGGUGCGGCUGCGCACCGGGUGCUGCGAGACGAAGGAGCCGAGGUGGGGACUUGCCGAUCACCACUGCCUGGAGCAUCUCAGAGCGUGA